Hypoxylon fragiforme is the source of this 1095-nucleotide messenger RNA. RefSeq names its product L-asparaginase. The transcript has a single exon. NCBI's taxonomy places the organism in Eukaryota, Fungi, Ascomycota, Sordariomycetes, Xylariales, Hypoxylaceae. Bases 1 to 1095 code for a protein of 364 amino acids. Gene Ontology annotation, molecular function: asparaginase activity. The record is from RefSeq and is a predicted model, not a curated record.
AUGGGUUUAAUCAAUUUCUUCGCUCUGGCCUCGUUGGCGUCUAUAGCCCUAGGGUCCCCCGUACCUCUCCCUGACACUUUCCGUCUCGUGGUUCGUGAGGAUAGACCGUAUAAUGCAAGCUUACCCAAUGUGACCAUCUUUGCGACAGGUGGCACAAUUGCAGGUAGCGCAAGCUCGAGCGACCAGACUACGGGUUACCAAGCCGGUGCUCUCGGUGUCGAUAUCCUAAUCGCUGCUGUACCCCAGCUGUGGAAUGUGUCAAAUGUACGCGGCGUACAGGUAGCAAAUGUCGGGUCGCCUAGCAUAACGCCCGAAAUCCUGCUCAAUUUGACGCAGCAGGUUCAGAAGGAGCUCGACAGCCCGUAUUGCCAAGGCGUCGUCAUUACCCAUGGCACCGACACCCUCGAAGAGUCCUCCUUCUUUGUCGACCUAACCAUUCGUUCCGAAAAGCCCGUGGUAUUCGUCGGUGCCAUGCGCCCUGCGACGGCCAUCAGCGCCGACGGCCCCAUUAACCUCCUCGAGGCCGUGACGCUAGCUGCGGACCCCGACGCGCGAGGUCGGGGUACCAUGAUCGUGCUGAACGAUCGCAUCUCGAACGCCUACUACACCACCAAGAGCAACGCAAACUCUCUCGACACAUUCCGCGCCGUGGAGCAGGGGUUCCUCGGCUUCUUCAUCAAUAUCAAGCCCAAAUUCUACUUCGCGCCUGCCCUUCCACUGGGAAAGCCAUACUUCGAUGUUAUGAACACGACAUGUUUGCCCCAAGUCGAUAUACUGUUCGGUCACCAGGUAUUGAACCCUACCCUGGCGUCAGCUGCCGUGGAGAGUGGCGCCAAGGGCCUCGUGCUUGCUGGUAUGGGAGCUGGAGGUUGGACCACACCAGGAGAUAAGGUGAUCCAGGAUGUUAUAGAGAAACACAAUACGGCCGUUGUCUAUUCGCGACGGUCAAUGGACGGAUAUGUUGCACCUACCGGCACAUUUGGGUACGGAGGAGGCUUUCUAAAUCCUCAGAAGGCUCGAAUAUUGAUGCAACUAGCUCUUGGUGCGGGAUACGAGAACGCCCAAUUAAAAACCUUGUUUGAGUUUGACGCGUAG